UCAGAGAGUUGUAUGUUAUGUUAUUUUCAGAGAAACAUUAAUGUUUUCUGUAUUUAAGUAAGUGCGGAAAGUGAUAUAAAAACCGAAAAUGGAUUUCCAAAAUCGUCCAGGAGGUAAAACUGGCGGUGGAGGUGUUGCCUCUUGGUCAGAGAGUAAUCGAGACAGAAGAGAACGUUUGCGACAACUUGCAUUAGAAACUAUUGACCUCAACAAAGACCCAUAUUUUAUGAAAAAUCAUUUAGGUUCUUAUGAAUGUAAAUUGUGUUUAACUCUUCACAACAACGAAGGCAGUUAUUUGGCUCACACACAGGGUAAAAAGCAUCAAGCUAACCUAGCUAGAAGGGCUGCCAAAGAAGCGAAGGAAGCACCUCAAACACUUGCACCCGAAAAACCUCGAGUAGAACCGAAGAAAUUUGUAAAAAUUGGAAGACCGGGUUAUAGAGUAACCAAACAACGUGAUCCAGAAUCAGGACAGCAAAGUUUAUUGUUUCAAGUUGACUAUCCAGAAGUUGCAGAUAAUGUUAUUCCUCGACAUAGGUUUAUGUCAGCAUAUGAACAAAGAGUUGAGCCACCAGACCGCAAAUGGCAGUACUUGUUGUUUGCUGCCGAACCCUAUGAAACAAUAGCUUUUAAGGUUCCCAGUAGAGAAGUAGAAAAGGCAGAAGGAAAGUUUUGGACACAUUGGAAUAAAGAUACAAAGCAAUUCUUUUUACAGUUCGCAUUUAAGAAUGAAAAACCAUCAGUUGGCAAAGUACCACCACCUCCAGUUCCUUUAAUACGACCUGGUUUAGGACCACCUAUGGUACCAGUCCCACCACCACCAAGACCACCUAUGUUCAAUCCAGUACCACCACCUCCUGCACUUUUAGCCACAGGCAUGCAAAUACCUCCUCCACCUCCACAUAUAGCGUAA
Messenger RNA from Habropoda laboriosa, 913 nucleotides. It is a transcript of the gene Sf3a2, whose product is annotated as splicing factor 3A subunit 2. The record is from RefSeq and is a predicted model, not a curated record. Gene Ontology annotation, cellular component: nucleus; U2 snRNP; catalytic step 2 spliceosome. Gene Ontology annotation, molecular function: nucleic acid binding; zinc ion binding. Gene Ontology annotation, biological process: spliceosomal complex assembly. The coding region runs from base 89 to 913 and encodes 274 amino acids. The transcript is spliced from 2 exons. Lineage: Eukaryota; Metazoa; Arthropoda; Insecta; Hymenoptera; Apidae.